AAGUUAUUUACAUAUACAUACGUAUUACAGGAAUGGGGGAUCCCAGUGAACCACAUGAAAUUUCCAAGCCCAAGGUUCUCUGCGUUGGACAUUCGUGUACGACAGCGUUAAGCAAAUUUGGACAAACAUGCUAAUUAAACUGUGAAUUAUUUAAACUAGCCGCACACAUAUAAUAUUGGAAGCCCGAUCUACCAGAAAUCAUUUCUGAAGCAAAAUCAAUCGCGUUUGGUAUUCGUAGUCGAUCAGUUAAAAUGAGGCCGAUAUUCGCCUCCACACUGACAGUCGUCCUUCUCGGUGUUCUACUGUCUCCAGCCGAACAAAAAUCCAAACGCUUUAUCGGAGGAGGGGGCUUCGGAGGAGGGUUCGGGGGCAUCGGUAUCCCGGUAGCUCAUUACCAUCAUCCUUACUACCCCAGACCGUACUACCCAAGGCCGUACUACCCACCCCCUCCACCACCGCUGCCGUAUUAUGGGGGGUACGGGAGACCUAAAGUCAUAGGAGGUGGGGUUGCUGGGUUUGCUGUCGGAGGAGUCGUCGGGGGAGCGGGAGGCUUUGGACGAUGAGAGGAAAUGAAUAGUUACCGGCUUUUCAAUUUGAUAGGAGGCGGCUCUGCUGGUAAACGCUCUGUAUCUUUGCCAAAUAUUGCUGUGAUUAAACUCUGUCAACCGCGACCAGUAGAAUCAUUUAAAAUCAUAACCUCUACCACUACAAGACAAGCGGAGGAACAGAUUCCUCCCCUUAACUCCCUUGAAUUCCAGCCUAAGUCUGUCAACCGCGACCAGUAG
Messenger RNA from Acanthoscelides obtectus, 785 nucleotides. NCBI's taxonomy places the organism in Eukaryota, Metazoa, Arthropoda, Insecta, Coleoptera, Chrysomelidae. The record is from the annotation of a GenBank genome assembly.